AUGAAUCAUCAAGGAAGAGUAUUUUUUUUAGAUGUUCCGGGUGGUACAGGAAAAACAUUCUUAAUUAAUUUGUUAUUGGCUCAAAUUAGAUCUUCAGGUAAAGUUGCUUCAUCUGGUAUAACAGUGACUCUUAGUGGUGGCAGAACUGCUCACUCGAUCUCAAGUAACCGUUCAAUAUCACAUAUUGAAGCAGUUGAUCGAACAUUAAAAGAUCUCAAGUGUAAUAAUAAGCUUAUGGGUGGCGUAACAUUCGUUUUCGCUGGUAAUUUCCGUCAAACCUUACUAGUGAUCCCUAAAGGUACUAACAAUGUUGAAAAACUUUAUUUACGAACAAACAUGAGAGUUUAUUUAUGCAGAAGGGACGAUAUUUUUCCAGCACAGUUGUUGAAAAUUGGAAAUGGAACUUUAGAAAAUGACAAUUGUUCCAUUUCUCUCAAUCACACGAUUGGACGGGUGGUAAAUAAUGUGGGAGAGUUGAUUUCUGCAGUUUAUCCUUACAUUUUUAAUCUGUCCAAUAUAUCUUAUCAAUGGUUAUGUGAAAGAGCUAUUAUCUCUCCGAGAAAUAUAAUAGCAGAAAAAAUCAAUGAUAUCAUCCUUUUAAAAUUCGAUGGACACUCAGGUGAAUAUCUAACUUAA
Aphis gossypii (cotton aphid) is the source of this 636-nucleotide messenger RNA. RefSeq lists its product as uncharacterized. Gene Ontology annotation, biological process: DNA repair; telomere maintenance. The transcript has 2 exons. The record is from RefSeq and is a predicted model, not a curated record. Lineage: Eukaryota; Metazoa; Arthropoda; Insecta; Hemiptera; Aphididae. Gene Ontology annotation, molecular function: DNA helicase activity. Bases 1 to 636 code for a protein of 211 amino acids.